AGCCAACAAGAAAAUGGCGGUAAAAACAAGUUCAUAGGCAUACAGAAUCCACUAAGAUAUUUUAGUCGUAGCCAACAGCACUAGUGUUUAACAAAUCGGCAAAGAAUUAGAAUCAAUAGCAAUCAGCACAGAUCAAAUUUAUAAAAAUGAGUAAUAACGCAAGCUGGUCAGUCGCUUAUGAUGGCAAUAAUCUUAACCAACCUGGUUGGAGCUGCACAACAAAUGAAGGACUCUACAGAAAAGGGGUUUUAAUUGGAAAUUGGAGCGAAGAAAGAGCCGACGUAGAUCAUGUUAGAAUACCAAAGAGACUGCCUUCGGCUUAUGAUCAUUACUACAAAACCAUCUACAAAACUACAUAUUCCAAAGAGCCUACAAAGGUGCCGGACACUCUUAUAGGUCAGAAAAAGAGAUUUCCUAAUGCUUACCCACACCACCAACCAGAACUUGAUACACCUGAGCUGCAGUUUCGGGCUAACACUUGGGAAACGACUCAAAGGGCUGAUUACUUACAUCCGGACUUAAAAAGAACGAUAUUGAUCCCGAGCAAUUCGCUAGUCGUUACAAAGACGGAAACACCACAACCAACUGCCCAAUACACACCAAAAGGAUCACACUGCUGCAAUCCUGCACCAACUGUUAUACCUGCGACAUACUAA
Molecule: messenger RNA, 656 nt
Organism: Dimorphilus gyrociliatus
Lineage: Eukaryota; Metazoa; Annelida; Polychaeta; Dinophilidae
Source: the annotation of a GenBank genome assembly